AUGUCAACAAUACGUCUUUCCAAAGAUAAUAUUCGCUGGAUGCUGCAUAGUAGAACUUGCACAGACGAGAAACGUCAACCGCGCAAAAUAUGCCGAGAUCCAAGAUGCCUAGCGCUAAAGCAAAUAAAGCAACAUGUUCACGCCUGUAGACGUGGUCAAUCCUGUCCGAUACCUCUCUGUGCAACGAUUGCCGUAUGUAAAGAACAUUUUGAAUCAUGCGUUGAUGACCGAUGCUUUACGUGCAAAGAUAUGAAAUAUGCUUUUUACAAGAGAGUCAUUCCUAACGUGGAAAUUUAUCCCCAACCCCCUUCGAGAAAUUUUUAUCUCAGUCUCGAGGAUAGAGGUGAACUAAUUCGUGAAAUUGUUGAAAAUUUUUAUCCGAAUGCAGAUUACAGUGAUCUUCAAGAUGAGAAGUUGGCAACUGCACUUGAACGCGCGCGGAUUAUUGAAUCCCAAGGCUAUCAAUGGGCGGAAACGUUAACGGCCUAUGAUCUUUUUAUACAUCGUGAAGCCAAAAGAAUCAUGGGUCCGGAAAACUGCUAG
This is a messenger RNA of Rodentolepis nana, 543 nucleotides long. The record is from the annotation of a GenBank genome assembly. NCBI's taxonomy places the organism in Eukaryota, Metazoa, Platyhelminthes, Cestoda, Cyclophyllidea, Hymenolepididae.